This is a messenger RNA of Pelmatolapia mariae (spotted tilapia), 1541 nucleotides long. Its product is annotated as 5-hydroxytryptamine receptor 3B-like. Gene Ontology annotation, biological process: chemical synaptic transmission; regulation of membrane potential; nervous system process. Gene Ontology annotation, molecular function: acetylcholine-gated monoatomic cation-selective channel activity; transmembrane signaling receptor activity. Lineage: Eukaryota; Metazoa; Chordata; Actinopteri; Cichliformes; Cichlidae. Gene Ontology annotation, cellular component: synapse; neuron projection; plasma membrane. The transcript is spliced from 13 exons. The record is from RefSeq and is a predicted model, not a curated record. Bases 72 to 1541 code for a protein of 489 amino acids.
CUUUAAUGGAGCAGGAAGCGUCUCGAGACCUCACAGAAGACGAGGGUGCUUAGAGACCUCUGAAAGCAGCGAUGAUCACUGAUUUCUUCUUUCUGCUCAUAAUCAUGGGUGGACAUGUCUCCAGUGUAGAGCUACCAGAUGCUGAUCAGCAAAUAACCAAUGGGACAAUUAUCGGAGAUAACGAAGCUGAAGUGGAGAAAGUCUGUAAUUUUCAGGAUAUUGCUCAACACCUGAAUCUGAACAAAGACAAUUUUAAAUACACUAUGAGCCGGCCCAUUUUAAACAACAGUCAUCAUACAGAAGUAUGGCUCGAAGUGAAACUCUAUGCCAUCUUAGAUAUGAGAGAAAUUGACCAGACCUUAAUUACUUACAUUUGGGUUUAUUUGAAGUGGCGCAAUGAGUACAUUGAAUGGAAACCAGAUGAAUUUUGUGGAAUUAAAUAUAUAACAAUUCCUACUUCAUAUCUAUGGAUGCCAGAUAUAGCUAUUGAAGAGAUGACAGAGAAAGAUAAAGCCUCUCCAAGUCCAUAUCUCAGCAUAUUUUCAGAUGGUAUGGUUGAAUUUAGGAAUGACCAGGUGGUGUUAAGCACCUGCAAGAUGCAUGUUUACAAAUUCCCUUUCGACAUCCAAAGUUGCAACCUCUCCUUCAAGUCUAUUAUGCAUGAAGAUAAAGAAAUAUAUUUACAGUCCAGCAGAAAUGAUACAAUGCUCACAGAAUGGUCUCGCAAGGUGAUGCACACACAGUAUGAGUGGCUGUUCAUCAACAUAUCAGUCACCAGCGAAAUUGUCAAUCAUUUUGGAUUUGACCAAAAUGCAGUCACUUACACUAUUACCAUGAAGAGGAGGUCUGUCCUCUACCUUGCCAAUUUCAUCCUGCCAGUGCUCUUCUUCUUGCUUCUGGACUUAUCCUCCUUCCUGAUCUCAGACACUGGGGGUGAGAAACUCGGCUUCAAGGUCACUGUCUUGCUUGCUGUCACAGUGAUGCAGCUUCUUCUCAAUGAGAUUCUGCCGAGCUCUUCAGACAGUAUUCCACUUAUAGCUGUCUACUGCAUUGGAGUUUUUGCUCUGAUGCUGCUCAGCCUCCUGGAGACAAUUUUGGUCAAGCAUCUGAUUGAAAAAGAUUCUGCAAUUGAAGAUGAGACAGAUGGAGACCGAAGCCUGGGGGAGAACUCUGGGAGCAACCAGGGCGGCCACAACUUCUGCAGCUGUUUUAGAGAGAUUAAGAGAUGCAGUCCUCGUGCCUCUGUUGAUGAGGUAUCAUCUCAUGAAACACCAUCUGUAUCUUUGUCAUCUCUCACCCAAAAGGAGAGCAGCAGUAAACUGACAGAGGUGUCCGUUGCUCUGGAAAAAGUUUCCGAUGAGCUGCGGGAGACUGGGAAAACAAUAACUCUGCUCAGCAGCAACAGGAAGCCUGGCUACUGGACAAGAAUGGUCGAAUUUAUUUCUCCUAAAGAUGUUUGUGACAGUUGGGAUCUUGGAGAUGAUGUCAACAUUUUAAGUGAAGAUGAGACUGACUACCGCAGUCUGGCGACUUCUGUAUGA